UACCGUCCACAAGACCAAGUCAUGACGUCUCAAGACCAAAUUCCACUUGCAGCAUCAACCAUCUUCUGUGACGGUGUUCAAAUUGAAGACAAGAGCAAUAAUGGGUUUAUUAACCUCUACGUUUUUCCUCAUACUCCACCCCUCACACUAUGGCAGACACUCACUGUGAGUGAAAACUUUACAAUUGCUCCAAAGGGUAAAAGUAUCUACUGGUCUUACUACAUGAAUCGAGGCUCUCAACUUAAUUUAUCAUUAUGUGCUGAGCCAAGUAUAUCCUUGUAUGUGUUCAAAGGAAAAGACAAUUUUGAUGGCUACGAGGACGACGACUCAUAUGACACCUUUUAUCACAACCAAUAUUCUGGUGUAUGUUUGAAUGGCACAAAUGGUCUCAAAUCCAUUCGAGUAAGUUCUAGAGAUGAAUACUACUUUUUGUUCAAAGGCGACAAGUCUGUGAGCUCGAAAGUCAACAUGACACUGUCCUUCAAUCGUACCAUGUACAACAUCUCAGCCAUGUCUGGAAAAACAUGUCAUGCCAAUCCAACUUGCUCUCUCCCACUUAACUAUGCAUCAAGUCAAUUUACUUUACUCGUUACAAACGACACUUUGCAGUCUAGUGAGAGCAUCACUGUUCACUUGACAUGUAUUCCUCGUAACUGGUUCUAUGGCGUAGCAUUUGGACUACCUGCUGGACUUUUAUUUGUGAUCUUUCUUGUCUCUUUGGUACGUUUUUAUCACCUAGUCCGGGGCGACUGCAACCGCCGUCGAUUAGUAACUAUUAGGUCACAGCAUUUCAGUCCGACAGGAGAAGUAGCACGUCAGCCCUCAUAUCUUGUCCAAUGGGCAAUGAACAACUAA
Messenger RNA from Corticium candelabrum, 855 nucleotides. RefSeq lists its product as uncharacterized. The record is from RefSeq and is a predicted model, not a curated record. The coding region runs from base 22 to 855 and encodes 277 amino acids. The transcript has a single exon. Lineage: Eukaryota; Metazoa; Porifera; Homoscleromorpha; Homosclerophorida; Plakinidae.